Osmerus eperlanus (European smelt) is the source of this 6589-nucleotide messenger RNA. It is a transcript of the gene slit3, whose product is annotated as slit homolog 3 (Drosophila). The record is from RefSeq and is a predicted model, not a curated record. The coding region runs from base 618 to 5198 and encodes 1526 amino acids. The transcript has 36 exons. Gene Ontology annotation, molecular function: heparin binding; calcium ion binding; Roundabout binding. Gene Ontology annotation, biological process: negative chemotaxis; axon guidance. NCBI's taxonomy places the organism in Eukaryota, Metazoa, Chordata, Actinopteri, Osmeriformes, Osmeridae.
AGAUGUAGGUAUGACAAUUCUCUCAGACUCCAGCCUACACGCGCUCCGCAGAAGUUUGGUGGUUACGUUUUCUUGAGUGUCGAAUCUGUACCGAUGGAAUGGGGCAGAUAGAUGCUCACGCGGCGGAGUUUUAACUAUAACUGAGGAAUUUGUAUCUUUUGCCAACUUUGUCACCUCUAGACAAUAACUUUUAUUUUUCAGGAUUUUUUUAAAAUUGUUGUGGACUUUUUGGAGUUCCCAAAGAGUUUAUACAAAGUUCCCUACGACUUUUUGGAUUAUAAAAUUUUAGAAAGGAAUUUACCAUUUAGACUACAUUUAUAGCCUACUCGUUAUUAAUAUUCCGCUAACUCUUUUGUGUAGAACAAAAUUAUUAGAAAACAGCUGAACACGAAUGAGACUUCGAAUGAGCGCAACUUGGGAUCGAUUUUCUUGAAGAGUUGGCCAACAUCGAAAAACUUUAAUUACCCAGUUUAUCCAUGUGAAUUGUAACAUACUAUAUUAACGUGUUAUUGUUUUAUUAAGACCUGUUAAUUUGAGGGAUUUGUCCUCACAGAAUAUUGAACUUUUUGGCCAUUGAUUUGUUAGUUCUAAGACUGUGUAUCGGCUCAGUGGAUAUCAUGGGACCGACUGAACAAGAAAAGAAGACGGGGAAUCAUUGGGCAAUUUGGACUCUAAUGUUCGGGUUGUUCCUGUGUUUUUCUCCUGUGGACGGGUGCCCACAUAAGUGCAGUUGUUCUGGUUCACAUGUGGAUUGCCAAGGUCAAGGCUUUAGGACCGUGCCAAAAGGAAUACCAAGAAAUGCCGAGCGUUUGGACUUGGACCGGAACAACAUCACCAGGAUUACUAAAGUGGACUUUUCAGGCCUGAAGAACCUGCGUGUUCUGCAUUUGGAGGACAACCAGAUCAGUGUGAUAGAGAGAGGAGCUUUCCAGGACAUCGAAAAACUGGAGAGAUUGCGCCUGAACAGGAACAAGCUGCAGGUUCUACCAGAACUGCUCUUCCAGACGACAUCCAAACUGGGCCGACUAGACCUGAGUGAGAACCAGAUUCAGGCGGUUCCACGCAAGGCUUUUCGCGGGAUCACUACUGUCAAAAACCUGCAGCUGGACAGCAACCACAUCAGCUGCAUCGAAGAUGGAGCCUUCCGAGCCCUCCGUGAUCUGGAGAUACUUACCCUCAACAACAACAAUAUCACACUCAUCCCUCUCUCCAGCUUCAACCACAUGCCCAAGCUGCGGACACUUCGUCUGCACUCUAACAACCUGCACUGCGACUGCCACUUGGCCUGGCUCUCUGAUUGGCUACGACAGAGGCGGGGCUUGGCGCCCUUCACCCAAUGCAUGGCUCCCGCCAACAUGAGGGGCCUCAACGUUCCUGAUGCCCAGAAGAAGGAGUUCACCUGCACAGGCCCGGCCCAGGGGGAGCCUCGUUCCUGUGUACCCCAGGCGUCCGUCUGCCCCCCCACCUGCACGUGCAACAACAACAUUGUGGACUGUCGCCGCAAGGGCCUGACUGAGAUCCCUGCCAACCUGCCAGAGGGGAUCGUAGAGAUCCGCCUGGAGCAGAACCUCAUCAAGAGUGUUCCUGCCGGGGCCUUCUCCCCCUACAAGAAGCUCAAGAGGAUUGACUUGAGCAAGAAUCAGAUCUCAGAUAUCGCUGCAGAUGCCUUCAGCGGCCUGCGCUCCCUCACCUCACUAGUGCUCUAUGGAAACAAGAUAGCAGAGAUUCCUAAAGGACUCUUUGAUGGCCUAUCAUCUUUGCAGCUCCUGCUGCUAAACGCUAACAAGAUCAACUGUUUGAGAGUGAACACCUUCCAGGAUCUUCACAACCUCAACCUGCUGUCUCUGUAUGACAACAAGCUCCAGACCAUCAGCAAAGGCCUCUUUGCACCGCUACGUGCUGUCAAGACUCUACACUUGGCCCAGAACCCGUUCAUGUGUGACUGUCAUCUUAAGUGGCUGGCUGACUACCUGUUUGACAACCCUAUCGAGACGAGCGGGGCUCGCUGCAGCCACCCCCGACGCCUCGCCAACAAGCGCAUCAGCCAGGUCAAGGCCAAGAAGUUCCGCUGCACAGGUACGGAGGACUACCGCAGCCGUCUGAGCGGGGACUGCUUCCAGGACCUGGUGUGUCCUGAACGCUGCCGCUGUGAAGGCACAGUGGUCGACUGCUCCAACCUCAAACUGACGCGCGUCCCCUCCAACCUGCCCGAACACACCACCGACCUGCGCCUGAAUGAUAAUGAGAUCGUCUCCCUGGAAGCCGCGGGGAUGUUUAAAAAGCUGCCCAACCUGAAGAAGAUUAACCUUAGCAACAACAAGCUGCGGGACAUCCGCGAGGGGGCAUUCGACGGGGCGGGGGGCGUCUUGGAGCUGCUCCUGACGGGAAACAAGCUACAGGGUAUCCAAGGACGCAUGUUCAAGGGACUGACCGGACUCAAGACCCUGAUGCUCAGGAGUAACCAGGUUGGCUGUGUGGACAACACCACCUUCACUGGUCUGAGUUCUGUCCGUCUGCUGUCCCUGUACGACAACCGCAUCACCACCAUCGCACCUGGUGCCUUCUCCACUCUGCACUCUCUCUCCACCAUUAACCUGCUGUCCAACCCUUACGUGUGUGACUGCCACCUGGCCUGGCUGGGCCUCUGGCUGAAGAAGACCAGGGUGGUGAGUGGGAACCCUCGCUGCCAGAAGCCCGGCUUCCUCAAGGAGAUCCCCAUCCAGGAUGUGGCUACGCCUGACUUUACCUGCGACGGAACAGAGGAGAAUGUCUGCCUGCCCCUGUCUCACUGCCCGGAGGGAUGCACGUGCUCCGAGACAGUGGUGCGCUGCAGUAACAGAGGGCUGCGUACUCUGCCCAAGGGUAUCCCCAAGGAUACCACGGAGCUAUACCUGGAAGGUAACCUCUUGACCACUGUCCCCAAAGAACUGUCCUCUCUCAAACAACUGUCUCUCAUGGACCUGAGCAACAACAGCAUCAGCUCAGUGGCUGCUCUCACCUUCUCCAACAUGACUCAGCUCGCUACGCUGAUACUGAGCUACAACCAGAUUCGUUGCAUUCCCGUCCACGCCUUCGACGGCCUCAAGUCCCUCCGACUGCUGACGCUCCACGGAAACGACCUUUCAACCAUACCAGAAGGAGCCUUCAACCAUCUGACAUCUCUGUCUCAUCUUGCCCUGGGGGCCAACCCUCUGUACUGCAACUGUGACCUGCGCUGGCUCUCCCAGUGGGUGAAGGCGGGCUUCAAAGAGCCUGGCAUCGCCCGCUGCACCGGACCCCCCGACAUGGCCGACCGUCUCCUCCUCACCACCCCCCUCAACCGCUUCCAGUGCAAGGGUCCAGUAGAUAUUAACCUGAUGUCCAAGUGUGCCCCCUGCUUGGCUGGUCCUUGUCAGAACAAUGGGACCUGUGUCAGUGAUGUGAUGGGCUCCUACCACUGCACCUGCCCCUUUGGUUACAAGGGUCAGAACUGUGAAGGGACCACUAACGCCUGCAUCAGCCUACCCUGCACCAACGGAGGCACAUGCCACCUCAAGCCUGAACAGGACACUUUCAGUUGUGUGUGUCCUCCUGGGUUCGAGGGAGAGCGGUGUGACAUCAACCCAGACGACUGUGAGGAUAAUGACUGUGAGAACAACUCUACCUGCGUGGACGGCAUCAACAACUACACCUGCAUCUGCCCACCCAACUACACUGGUGACCUAUGCGAGGAGGUGGUUGACGCCUGCCUGUCUGGAUUUGACCCUUGCCAGCACGACUCCAAAUGCAUGCCCGUCACCAGGGGUUACAGGUGUGAGUGCCUUCCUGGCUACGUGGGACAGCAGUGUGAGUUGGACUACAAUGACUGUCUGGAAAACAAGUGUCAGCACAGGGCGGAGUGCGUGGACGCGGUCAACGGCUACACGUGCGUGUGUCUGGAAGGCUUCAGCGGUCUGUUCUGCGAGAACCCGCCCCCUAUGAUCCUGCUCCAGACCAGCCCGUGCGACCAGGCCGAGUGUCAGAACGGGGCUCAGUGUCUGGUGCUGGAGGGGGAGCCUGUGUGUCGCUGUCUGCCUGGCUUCUUCGGCAAACACUGCCACAAGAUGGUGACCAUCCAGUUCCUGGGCAAGGACUCCUACGUGGAGUUGCCCAGUGACAAACUACGCCCCCUGACACACAUCUCCCUCCAGGUGGCUACAGAUAAGGACAACGGUAUUCUUCUCUACAAGGAGGAUCGGGACCCUUUAGCUCUGGAGUUAUACCAAGGACACAUACGCCUGAUCUAUGACAUCGGCAACUACCCCCCCACCACCGUCUACAGUGUGGAGUCAGUGAAUGACGGCCUAUUCCAUACGGUGGAGCUGCUAAUCCAGAACCACUCUCUAAGUCUGGUGGUGGACAACGGCGCCCCCAAGAGUCUGGGCAAGCUACUGCGCCAGCCCUCCAUGGACCACAACACACAGCUCUACAUUGGAGGCGUGCCCUCCCAGGUCGUGGCGUCUGUCCUGCGCCCCAGCCCGGAGCGAAACCCACCCCUGUUCAACGGCUGCAUCCACAACGUCCGCAUCAACAGUGACCUCCAAGACCUGGGCGGGGUGGCGGGCCCCCGGGGGGCACAGGGGGCCCUGCCAGGGUGCCACUCCUGCAGCGUGUGUGCCCAGGGGGCCUGUCGGCAGGAGGGGGAGACAGGCGUCACCUGCGAGUGUCCCCCCGGGCGCACGGGAGUGCUGUGUGACCAGACGACCGCCCCCAGUCCCUGUCAGACCAGCAGAUGUGUGCAUGGUUUGUGUGUUCCCAAGGACUCAUCCUACAGCUGCCAGUGUGCAGAGGGCUACUCUGGCCUGUACUGUGACAAGAGAGAAGAACCUCCAGCCUGCAGGGGGCACCACUGUGGCCAUGGGGAGUGUAGGAUGGCAGAGGGUGGGGAACCUGUGUGUUUCUGCCAGCCUGGCUACACUGGUCCUACUUGCGACGCAGAGCUAACCUGUCAGGGCGAAGCGGUGCGAGAGGUCCUGAAGCGCCACCAUCCGAUGAAGACCUGCACUUCCACUACCAAGGUGCCCCGGGUGGAGUGCCCCCGUUCCUGCCAUGAGGGACUGUGCUGCGGCCCUUCCAAAAGCCGCCGGCGGAAAGUCUCCUUCCGUUGUACGGACGGCUCCACCUACUCUGAGGAGAUGGAGACCACCAUGGAGUGUAGCUGCGCCAAAUGUCCGUUGUAACACUGACGCUGCCGCCACGUUGAGCACCGUGUCAGUCACCCAUCACUGCAGAGAAAAAACCCCACCCCAUUUCACAAACGCGAAAGUUUCAACAACAAAAAAAAGGGACGUGUCUUCUGUCGCUGCUCUGAGAGCGAGGGAAAAGAAAAUAUAUUGUAAAAUAAAAAACAUAGAACUUAUUUUUAUUAUGGCAUUUGUUUUUGUUUUUAAGAAAAUUAAAAUAAAGAGAAGUGUUAUGUUUUUAUAAAAUGGUGAAGUAUAAUGUUUCAUAUGAGAAGUUAUUUUGUACCGUUAAAGAAAACACAUGAAAAACAGAUGCUAACGUUGCUUAAAGUAUAUGGAAUCUAUGUAUAAAUAUAAAUGUAUACCCUAACCCAUAGAGUUACCGUAUUUACUAGCGUAUUGCAUGUGUGGAGGCAAAGGGAGAGAGAUGGUAAUGAAAGGACACUGAUGCACAGUGGGCAAUUGCAAAGAUGCGAGGAAGAGCCUGUUGCUGCAAAUUACCAGAGGACAUAAAGAAAGAUGGCAGUCUUUGUUCUCAUCGUACAGAAGCUUAAAGAAUUCUACCACCACGAUGCUAAGAGGAAAGCCAGCUUUUACAAUGGACCUCAACUUUACCUGACAGCUACCUACUAGUGGAUACAAACUCUUGUCCCUGAAACUCCUAAACGACUGUUGUCUAUAAUGUGCCAUAGGAUAUGCCUUCAUAAUGUUAGCCGUUUAAUUCGCUGUUGUGCACCAGCGAUUUCAAGAUAGCUGUCACAAAUAUCCUCAAGUAGGCAACCAUCUGUGGGUCGACAAAAAAAAAUCUGUAGCACAUUUGUAAUAGCGAGUCUCGCCUAUGCGGUUUCUCCUUCAGUAUUACCGGUAUCUGUUCAAAGACAAGAAAUUCAUUAAGCUUUACAGAUGGAAUUGUGAAAUGUGCGUGCAAUAUGCAAUGCAUUUCUAUUUGAAGGGUCGGUGACUUUUCACUGUCUUGGAUGAAUCCCAGCAGGAUGACUGUUUUUAGACCACAUGGCCAGGAGGGGGAGCCAUAUUUGGACUCAUCCGUUAUACCCGUCCUACUAACACUAUUAAUUCAGUAGCCUAGAUGAAGACCAGAAGUUCUGUAUAACAAGAAGUGAGGAUUCUUGUCAGCAGAUUCCUAACUUUGUAAUGUGUAAGGUAAUUGUAUUGAUCUGGAUGAAUCUCCCGCCUAAAACACUAAUGGAUUGCGUCUGCCAUGCCCAGACUCUACACAGCAUCAAUCAUAAUGCCUUGCAAUCCAAUUUAUGAGUAUUACGUUAGUUGUAUUAGAUGUUACAACAGACAUGGAGCUUUUCUAAAUAAUGAGUUUGCGUGUGAUGAUAAAUACUUAUGUUGAAUGUUGAAAUUAAACUACCAUGAAACUA